AUGGAGGCGCUGCGUGCGGCGGGGCGCGCCGUGCUGCGGAGCCCACGCCUCGCCCGGCACGGCCUGGGUCUCCGCCGGCGGCGCAAGCUUCCUGAGAGCUGGGCUGAUAUGCAGGAGCCACUGCUUGAGGGGAUGUGCUUCACCCUCAAAUAUCUGGGCAUGACACUGGUAGAAAAACCAAAAGGAGAAGACAUGGCUGCUGCUGCCAUCCGCAGGAUCGUGGCCAUGGCACGGGUUGGAGCUCGCAAGUUUCAGAAGGUGAUUCUGACAGUGUCUCCAAGGGGCAUCUCACUGCAGGAUGCAGACACUAAGGAAAUGGUGGAGAACAUCUCCAUCUACAGGAUCUCCUACUGCACAACAGACAAGUUGCAGAACAAAGUCUUUGCUUACGUUGCCCAGAGCCAGGAGAGCGGGGCACUGGAGUGCCAUGCCUUCCUCUCACCCAAGAAGAAGAUUGCCCAGGCUGUUACUCUGACUGUGGCCCAGGCCUUUCAGAUGGCACUGGAUCUCUGGGAAGCAACACAUGCAGGCUCUAGGCAGGAUCAGCCCCUUCACCCUUCAUGUGUCCUGGAGAGCAGUGAGCCCGGCAGACCCCGUGAGCCAGCCCCCCCUGGGAACGCUCCCUUCAGACACCAGUUUGGGGUACAGUAUGAGCAAGAGGAGGAAGAAGAUGAUAAUACCAGUGAAACCUUAUCUGGAACUAAUACCUCUUGUGCCCCCAUCAAGCUCUUCUACAGCACAGCUACUGUGCUACCGCCUGGGGCCACCCCUGGACAGCUGGAUGGUGCUGGGAGGGGUUGGAGACUCCCCCAGCACUGGCCCCAGGGCUGCUGGCCCCAAGACUCCCCUGGGCUAAGCCAAAUCUCUGCAACAAUAGACCAGCCACUCAGGAUUCACCCAGUGCCUGGCUGCCCUGGCACUGCCCUCCCAGCACGGGGGCUGCUGGCACUGCUGCCAUGGAGUGCACAGAGGAGCAACCAUGGGGUCACCAUCAGUGGGACAGCUUGCAGCUGGUCCAACAGAACCACAUGGCCCAGCCUGCAGCAGCAGCAGGUCUCCCUCAAGGGCCAGAGGAAUGCGAGGUGA
This is a messenger RNA of Cinclus cinclus, 1086 nucleotides long. Its product is annotated as low density lipoprotein receptor adapter protein 1-like. The record is from RefSeq and is a predicted model, not a curated record. NCBI's taxonomy places the organism in Eukaryota, Metazoa, Chordata, Aves, Passeriformes, Cinclidae.